This is a messenger RNA of Arabidopsis thaliana (thale cress), 1388 nucleotides long. Its product is annotated as Ankyrin repeat family protein. The coding region runs from base 537 to 1109 and encodes 190 amino acids. Lineage: Eukaryota; Viridiplantae; Streptophyta; Magnoliopsida; Brassicales; Brassicaceae. The transcript has 7 exons. The record is from RefSeq and is marked reviewed.
CAAAAUAGUUCUCAAUCAGUUGGAUCAUCUUUUUAUUCCUAAAUAAAUAAACUCCAAAAGCAUCUCUCUGUUUCUUCUCCUCUCUUCAAGCUUUUUGUUUCGUCUCAGUCGUCGUCAUCAUCUCUGACAGGUGAAUUGAAUAAUAUUCCACUUUCAUUAUUCCUUCUUCUUCUUUAUAGCUUUUCCACAUGAAUUUUUGUGUUUGUGCUUGUAGAUCUAAGGUUUUGUCCAGUUUCCGGAGUAAUUGAAAUUUGCAGAGAAAGAAAAAUCCAAUUUUUGUUCAUUUUGGAAAAAAUCUGAAUUAGACUGAUUGAUAGUACACAUUUUUUAGAAAUUUUGGAGAAACCCAUGUAUAGUAAGCUACAAAAUGAUCAAUUAUACUCAGAUCAUUUCAGAUAUAUAAUGAGAAAUGGUAGAUUAAUCAUUGUUAUUUGUUAGGUUGAUUCAAAUAAACAUUAGAAGCUAUUUGAUGAAUCUGUCUAUGUCUACUUGUGGCAGCAAGGUUAUUCACAUAGGCAAAGAAGUCAUUCUUUUGCAUGCUGUUUUCCAAUAAAGUUAAUUCUCUAACAGAACAAGUUUCGAGAUUGGAUAUUGACGACAACGAUAUGGGACUUGGAGGUAGUGAAACAAUGGAAUGCAAGUGUGGUAUGCCUCUGUGUAUCUGUGUAGCUCCUCCCAAAUCAACUGAUAAACCAAACCCACCUGCUACCAUUGCUCCUGUGGUUCUUCCUCAGUUGAAGUCAGAGGCUUCAGCAAAAAGUAAAGGUUCCACUUCCAGCAGCAAUGCUAGAUCAGCUCUAAAUGCUGGACUAGACACCCCCCAAAGAGACUAUGAAGCCAGUGGGGAGGGAUUAAGAGAAGCGAUUAAGAAUGGUGACAGUGCUGGUGCGAAAAAGCUUCUAAAAGAGGGCGUAGAUGCAAAUUACCGAGACAGGCAAGGAAUGUCGGUGCUUCAUCUGGCUGUCCUGUUCAACCAAACUGAUAUUGCGUUGAUGUUGAUGGAUCAUGGAGCAAGCCUUGAGUACAAGAAUGCACAAGGAGAAACACCGCUAGAUUGUGCCCCGGCAACACUGCAAUACAAGAUGCGGGAAAAGAUGAAGUCCACUUAACAGCAUGCCUCAGACAGAGCUACAAAUCAUUCCUCAAAUCUUUUUCAGAUAAGGGAAAGAUUUGUAAUGGAAAAAAUCAAGGGAUCAUGAAUUUGCUUGUAACUUUAGUUGCAUUCUGUGUGCAAUUUUCCAUGUUAUGUGAUCUUUGAACCAUGUCUUCUUCCGCUAUGACAUAAAAACUCCCUUUUGUUUUUAUGUCAUCAAAAUGUGACAAUGCAGAAACAAAUACCAGCAUUGUUAUCAUACGAAUUCAUUUAUCUUACAAACUUUGUUUUCAAA